AUGGCAUUAAAUAUAUAUUGGGCUUCUGUGUUCAUCCUACCUAAAGGUGUUAUAAGGGAGAUUGAGAAGCGUCUGAGAGCUUUUGUGUGGAAGGGCACAACGACCAGUGGAUAUGCCAAAGUAGCAAGUAGGGAUGUCUAUAGACCGGCGUCAGAGCGGGCUCAGGGCCUAAGGGACAUCGCUACUUUAAACCGUACGUUAAUGAGCAAGAAGCUGUGUGAUGUUAUUCGAUGUGAUAGAACAUCAAUCUGUGUAGAAUGGUUAUUUAACAGGCGGCUACGUGAUAAAUCUGUAUGGACGGUCACUGACAAUGGGGGUUCUUUGGGUUGGAGGAAACUCCUUCGACUAUGCCCAUUGCUUCGAUUGAUGGUGGACUAUCAGAUUGGUGAUGGGAAUUCAAUUUAUCUAUGGCAUGAUCUAUUGCAUCACCUUGGUCCUCUUAUGGAGAGAUUCCCACGGGGUCCACGUCUGCUUGGGCUUAGGACAGCGGACAAGCUUAGCAGUGUUAUUAUGGAGGGGCAAUGGCAUUGGCCUCUCAUUAUGGACAUUGAGUGCUUGGAGAUUUUGCAUGCAUUGCCAAUAAUUCAUGGCGAGAAAGAUUGCAUUAUUUGGUGA
This is a messenger RNA of Sesamum indicum (sesame), 615 nucleotides long. RefSeq lists its product as uncharacterized. Lineage: Eukaryota; Viridiplantae; Streptophyta; Magnoliopsida; Lamiales; Pedaliaceae. The record is from RefSeq and is a predicted model, not a curated record.